CAUAAAACAACCUUCAAAGUUUUUAGCUUUAUGACCUUGUCCAUUUCUUAAUCUGGAAUGAUGGCUGAUUGCCUCUGUAGUAUUCUCAACUCCCGCGCUAUCACCAGCCUCUCCCUCCUCAUCCCUUGCUGUCCACCUCAGAAUCCCUUUAUUUCCCCCCAAGCUCUUUCCUUUGCCAACCCCAGGGUUCCAAGAAGAAGGAAAGAAAAGCAACUUUUGUUCUGUAUAAGUAAUAAUGAACCGUCUUCCUCAAUUUCUUCCUCAUCGAAAUUUGACAUCAUUUCCACCCGUGAGCAUUCUGAUGGUAGUAUAGUCUUUCAGUUUGGGGACCCCCGUGAGGCUAUGAAGGAUGAUGAAUUAAAGCAAUCCAGUUUGAGCAAUAAAGGAGGGGAAAGUGACGGUCAGGUGGAAUCUAGGGUGGUGAAGGUUUUGGAUGGUGAUCACGAGAGGAAGGUUAUAGUCAAAAAAAUGGAAAGAGAAGUCAGGGUUCACAGCUCAAAUUUGGUCGCUGAUAGUGGCACUUCAGGGGUUGUUAGUACUAAUGAAGAGAGCAGUACUAGUAGUUUUCUGGAAGGACCUAGUAAAUCAAGUGAGAAGUUAAAUGCUGAAGUGCCUGUUUCUGGUUUAAGUGUAGAAAAAGGUUGGAACGUUUCUAGUUCCGAGUUAAAUGCAAAUACUCUUAUAGAUGCCGAUGAUACUCUGUCAACUGUCUCUGUGCUUGAAAAACGUAGUAAAAAAGAAAGUGGCGAAACUUCUGAGGCAUUACUUGAUGGUAAAGGAGAUAAUGAAGUUCUGCAACAGUUGGUAUCUGUGAAGCCUGAUUCGCCUACAGAAGUAACAGAUACUGUUCACCAGGAAAGUGAUUCCGAGAGUGUUGAACUUCUGGAUUUGCCUGGAGAUAGUGAGUCUCAUAGUUUAGAAUCUGGGAUAAAUAAUAUAAUCAUGGAUGAUAGCAGUGACAGUGACACCAUUGAAGUCAUGCCUGUGUCUCCUGAAACUGAUGCUGAACCAACUCUUGAUGAGGAAGCUGGUUGUAUUGCAGUUGACACUUUUGGAGAAGAAGAUACAUCCAUCCAAAUAUCAGAGAUCAAAAGUGACCAGUCAAUCGUACUCUCAGAAGCAGGAAUAGGUCUGGACAAGUUACAAAGAAGUGACAAUUCUGAAACAUCAAGUCUUGAAAUCAUACAAUUGGAAUCCCCGGAAGUUCCAGUGGAUGGUGAGGAAAUCCCCAUAGCAGAAAUUGUUUUAUCAUCUGCUGCUGCAUUGUUGCCACAUCCCGCUAAGCUAUUGACGGGUGGAGAGGAUGCAUACUUUAUCUCUGGCCGAUAUUGGUUGGGAAUAGCAGAUGGGGUUGGCCAAUGGUCGGAUCACGGUAUUGAUCCAGGAGUUUAUGCCCGGGAACUCAUGGAUAAUUGUAAAAAGAUUGUCUCAGAGGGCAACGGAUCCAUAAGAGCCACCCCAGAAGAGGUCCUUAGUUUAAGUGUUGCCAAGUCCCAGUCUCCUGGAUCCUCAACUGUCUUGGUUGCUCACUUUGAUGGUCAGGCCCUUCAUGUGGUUAAUAUUGGAGAUUCUGGAUUUCUAAUACUCAGAAAUGGUGUGGUUUUCGAAAGGUCAUAUCGGAUGACCUACAAGUUCAAUUUCCCAUAUCAGAUUCAAAGGGGUGGUGACCCAUCCGAACUUUUGGAGGAGUACGAGAUUGAAUUGGAGGAGGGUGACGUUAUCAUUAUUGCAACAGACGGACUCUUUGACAAUUUGUAUGAGCAAGAAAUAGUAUCAAUAGUCUCAGCUUCAUUGAGCGCUGGUAGACGACCGAAGAGAAUUGCGAAAAUGUUGGCGGCAGGAGCACAAGAGGUGGGCAAAUCCUCUACCGAAAGAUGUCCGUUUGCUGAUGCAGCUCGCGCAGCUGGUCAUGCAAGGAGGCACAGUGGUGGAAAGCUUGAUGAUGUAACUGUUAUUGUAUCAUUGGUCCGAAAGGAAUACAGCACCCAUGGCCGUGGGUUGUGAUCUUGAUGUUCAACAACUCUAGCUUCUUUUCUCCUCCAUGAUGCUAAACAAACAUGAUGACCGCUGACUUCCGAAUUGAUGAUAGUAAUAAGACGUCAAGUUUUCUUUUCUUUUCUUCAUAGUUAAAAGGAUUGGCGAAGUUUUUAUACAGGAGCUAUUCCAUCACAGGGUGCUGUGAUCAAGCAGAGGAGUAGCGUUUGAAACAGAAAGAUGGCUCGUUCUGCUGAUGCCAUUAAUAUUAAUAAUUAAAAAAGAAAAAGAAAAAAGGAUUGCUGUCCUGUGGGAAAUGCACCGAAGGAUUUGUUGUGGCAACAAAGCAAAAAUGCACAAGGGCAUGCCUUCAUCAUAUCAUGUUGUAUCAUAUUCAAACUGACAUCAACAAAACUCUCUGAGGUGUGCUGUAUGAUCCUAACCCUUCAUGAGUUGUUUUCUAUAGACAGAUUGAUAAAUAGCACGACUGGUUGUAUUAGUAUAGCGCACACCACUAAUAUUAAACAUUUCGGAAGAGUGGAUUUCAUUAUUUGUAUGCGCAAUAUUCUGUUC
Molecule: messenger RNA, 2547 nt
Organism: Coffea eugenioides
Lineage: Eukaryota; Viridiplantae; Streptophyta; Magnoliopsida; Gentianales; Rubiaceae
Product: probable protein phosphatase 2C BIPP2C1
Exons: 10
Coding region: 58-2004 (648 amino acids)
Source: RefSeq, a predicted model, not a curated record